GCUGAGGUGCAAGGGGAGGGGCCCGAGCCGCCGCCGUCGCCGCCGGGGAGCAUGUCCGCGAGUCGAGCCAAGAAAGUGAAGAUGGCCACCAAAUCGUGCCCCGAGUGCGACCAACAGGUUCCUGUUGCAUGUAAAUCUUGCCCCUGUGGUUAUAUAUUCAUUAAUAGGAAACUUCUAAAAACUUCAGAGAAAUCAUCACCUUUUACAGAAGUGAACCACACCGUGUCUUUGAAAGAUCUGCGAAUACUUUUUUUAUAUGAAUUUAAACUAGGACAUAGUGCAGCCAUGGCAAGUAGAAACAUCAUUUCUGUCUUUGGAGAAGGCUCUGUUAGUGAAAGGACUAUCCGGUGGUGGUUUGAAAAAUUUCGUUCUGGGGAUCUGAGCCUGAAAAACGAGCCUCGAGGGAGACCCAGGUCUGUUUUAAAUGAAGAUGAAUUGAGAGCCAUGGUGGAAGCUAACCCCAAAACAGCAAUCCGAGGCCUUGCGGCAGACUUAGGAGUUUCUGCUACAACAAUUUCUCGACACCUGGCUGCAAUAGGAAAGGUGAAAAAAUUGGACAAGUGGGUAACACCAGGUGAUGGUUGAUCAUAAGCUGAGAUGGUUAGUGAUAUGCUCAUCCCUCAAGAAGAUUUGAAAGACCAGAGACCUUACGAGAGCUUCAUAAGCUGUGACAAAAAAUGGAACUGAAAGUGAUCUGGACAAUGGUUGAAUGUUGAUGAAGUUCCCAAAUGUGUUGAAACCAUCGUUCAACCAAAAAAGGAUCUGGUAACUGUUGGUGGUGUGCAAAAAGGGUAUUUCAUUACUGCUUUUUAACCCAAAGUACUUUUGCUGUUUUAAAACUAACAGUGGCAUUAUCGAGCAGUUGAAAUCACGUACCCAGAUCUCUCAAAAGCACUUUGCAUUGGUCAGCAGCCGUGGACCUGUGCUUUUCCAGGACAGCAGUUGACCAUAGACCACUGUGGGGAAGAUAACUGAAUUGGACGAAGACAUUUAGCAUGUUCAUCAUACUCAUCUGACUUUUUCAACAGAUUACCACGUUUUAUUGUCAUUGGUACCUUUACGAAACAGAACAUUCUCCAACUAAGAAGUAGUAAUUGAAUGAUUUGGGGAUAUUUUAACAUUACUUAAUUUUAUAAAUAUGGUAUAUAUCAUUUAA
This is a messenger RNA of Molossus molossus (Pallas's mastiff bat), 1156 nucleotides long. Its product is annotated as histone-lysine N-methyltransferase SETMAR-like. Bases 52 to 585 code for a protein of 177 amino acids. NCBI's taxonomy places the organism in Eukaryota, Metazoa, Chordata, Mammalia, Chiroptera, Molossidae. The record is from RefSeq and is a predicted model, not a curated record. The transcript has 3 exons.